Xyrauchen texanus (razorback sucker) is the source of this 1467-nucleotide messenger RNA. Its product is annotated as ectonucleotide pyrophosphatase/phosphodiesterase family member 7-like. The transcript is spliced from 6 exons. Bases 13 to 1467 code for a protein of 484 amino acids. Lineage: Eukaryota; Metazoa; Chordata; Actinopteri; Cypriniformes; Catostomidae. The record is from RefSeq and is a predicted model, not a curated record.
GGAAUCCCAGUCAUGUUAUUUGUACUGGGUCUAUGGCUGCUUAUAUUCCCUAUGGCUAUCUCAGCCCCGACCAGAGAUCGCUGCACCACAGGUAGAAAUAAACUGCUAUUGAUCAGCUUUGAUGGGUUCAGGUGGGACUACGACCGAGAUGUGGACACCCCAAAUCUAGACAAAAUGGCUAAAGAAGGAGUCAAGGCAGAAUAUGUCACACCACCUUACCUGACCAUCACCAGUCCUACACACUUUACCCUGUUAUCUGGAAGGUACAUUGAGAAUCAUGGUGUUAUUCAUAACAUAUGGUUCAACACCACGACACAGGAGAAAAAACAGUACUACAUGACACAGUUUGUGGAUGACUACUGGGAUAAUGGUAGUCUACCCAUCUGGAUUACGGCUCAAAGACAGGGUCUGAAAACAGGAUCCCUCCACUUCCCUGGCACUGCUGCCACCUACCAAAAAGAAACAGUCCAAGUGAGGCAGGUGGAACCAAGUUUUUAUGACUACAGCAAUGAGACAGUAUGGAGGGAAGAUGUGGACAAAGUGAUGGGGGUGUGGUUUAAAGAACAAAACUUAGACUUUGUUACUUUGUAUUUCGGUGAACCUGAUGGGACAGGGCAUAAGUAUGGGCCUGAUUCACCUGAGAGACGUGAAGCGGUCAAAAAAGUGGACCGAACCGUGGGCUACAUUAGAGAAACUGCAGAGAAAUAUGGACUCAGUGACCAACUGAAUAUUAUAAUUACAGCUGACCAUGGAAUGUCCACGGUUUUUGAACGAGAGAAGGUAAAUGAGAUUAUUCUUAACAAUAUCCCAGGUUUCUCCUUGAGCGAUCUGAAAUUCCAUCUGUUGGACUAUGGACCCUCUGGGAUGUUGUUGCCCAAAGAUGGGAUGCUUGACAAGGUUUACAGAGCCUUGAAAGGAGGUCAUCCUAAUCUUCAAGUUUACAAGAAAGACGACAUGCCUGCUCGACUUCAUUAUGCAAACCAUCCACGCAUCCUACCCAUCAUUCUCUAUGCAGACCCAGGAUAUGUCAUCAAUGGGUUCUACACGUUCCAGACCAAUAAAGGGGAACAUGGCUAUGACAAUGAGGACAUGGACAUGAAGCCUUUCUUCAGGGCAGUGGGACCAGAUUUCCACUAUAACUUGCUGGUUGGGCCAUUUGAGACUGUCAACGUGUACCCUCUAAUGUGCCACUUGCUGGGGAUAAAACCAGAAAUCAACGACGGGUCACUGGACAACACCCGACACAUGCUGAUCUCUAAUGGAGAGGCAUGUGACUCUAGUGAUGCUCCAGAGUCGAUUCUUCAGAAUGUGUUCAUUGGUCUGGCUGCUGUGACUGGAUUUUUAUUGCUUGCAUUUGUGGUUUUAACAUCCUACAAUGUAUACAAAAGAUACAGAUUGAAUUCGAGAGCGGAAGACAUGGAAUAUAAGGAUGAGAUGAAAGCCGACUCCAAGCAAACGACAUUCUAA